AGUAUGCUUUUCUUCGACUUCGCCAAAAGGGCUUAUCAAGCGGCAGUCAGUCCGCCGACCCCAGCCAAGAGGGAUGACGCUAUCAGAAUCGGAUUGCUUGGGGCCUCCAACAUAGCUCCGUUCGCCUUGAUCACUCCCGCAAAGUCACACCCAGAGGUCAUUGUUGCAGCAGUUGCUGCUCGAGAUCGCGAGCGAGCCCGCCAGUAUGCCAAAAAAUACAACAUUCCUAUCGUCCAUGAUACCUAUCAGGAUAUCCUGAACGACCCGUCAAUUAAUGCAAUCUACAUUGCCCUGCCAAAUUCCCUACACUAUGAGUGGGCUCUGCGGUCCAUCCGAGCUGGAAAGCACGUCCUCCUUGAGAAGCCAUCCUGCUCCAAUGCAGAAGAAGCGCUCAGGCUCUUUAGACAUCCCAUGGUGACUAGCCCAAAUGCCCCUGUCCUCCUUGAGGCUUUCCACUAUCAGUUCCAUCCAGCCUGGCAGACGUUCCUCUCAUUGGUUCGCAAGGUUCCAUGGGACGGGACCGUGGAGCACGUUUACUCCCAGCAGCACCUUCCCAAGGGAUACCUCUCCAUGGAUGAUAUUCGUUUCCAGUACGCGUUGUCGGGUGGCUGCCUCAUGGACCUCGCCACGUAUCCUCUUUCAUGCGUACGGCAGGUCCUAGGUAAAGGAGAGCAUCUCCGACCAAUCGAAGUUCAAUAUCGCCCCAUGCCUCCUGCACCAGACGGAUCUGCGAUCGAGCCACAAAUUGAUGUGGGAAUAUCAGCUACCUAUGUCACUGACAGUGGGAAGUCUGCAACCAUCGAGGGGGAUCUGAUGUAUGCAGGAGAGUGGUCUUUCCUACCUGCUUCAUGGUUCAAAACUUUACCCAAAUUGAAAUGGCCCAUGACUGAAGCAAUCCUAGCAGAGGCACUGGUCGAGCAACGAGGCGAUGGAUUACACCAUCAUAUUCAACGGAAGGUGACUCUGUGGAAUCAUCUUAUGCCAACACUCUAUCACCGGAUCGAUGUUUGUGACAAGCAUUUCCUUCGCCGAGAAGGUGAAAACGUCGACACGUGGGAUGAAACCAACCAUAUCAAGGCAUACAACUGGCCGAAGGGUGAUGACCGUUCCAACACCUAUCAGGAAUGGUGGACGACCUGGCGCUGCCAGCUGGAGGAGUUUGUGAAUCGGAUUAAGGGUCGGGCAGGGUCCGGGGUGUGGAUUGAUGGGGACGAAAGCAUUGCCCAGAUGGAGGCGAUUGACGAGACGUACGAUCAGGCGGGAUUAAUGCCUCGACCGACCAGUGCUUACCAGGUUUAGUUUUGUGGUGAUUGCCGUGUUCUAAUGGCUGGGCUUUAUGAGAUUGACUGAUUGCGAUCAAACCUGCAUUACCUACGUCUUAUCAUUACCUAGUGGCUGGUCAGCGUUACAGAUUGAUUUCCAAUGCACUAUUGUCAAG
Aspergillus sclerotioniger CBS 115572 is the source of this 1438-nucleotide messenger RNA. RefSeq names its product Gfo/Idh/MocA family protein. The coding region runs from base 4 to 1299 and encodes 431 amino acids. Gene Ontology annotation, molecular function: nucleotide binding. NCBI's taxonomy places the organism in Eukaryota, Fungi, Ascomycota, Eurotiomycetes, Eurotiales, Aspergillaceae. The record is from RefSeq and is a predicted model, not a curated record. The transcript is spliced from 3 exons.